CUUGUUCGUUCUUUGAACUCGUUGCUUCCUCGCAGACCUCCUUUGGGAAGACACCGUCUCGCGGCGGCGAGAGAUCACCACCGAGAUCAACCGCCGAAGGGCGGCCAAAAUGGCCAAAACACCCCUUGAUCCACCCCUUUCGUCUUCUCGACUCGCUCUCGUCGCCCUCCUCUCCGCCACCUCCGUCUUCUUCCUCUGGAAGUCCCGCCGCCGUCUCCGCGUCCUUCUCUCCCCCUACUCCUCCAUGAAUACCCCAAAACCUAGCCCUAGGGGAAAAAUCAUCUACGCCUCCGCCACCGGCACGUCCAGGUCUCUCGCUGGCCGCCUCUCCGACUGCCUCCGCUCCCACGGCCUCGCCUUCGAUCUCGUCGACCCGAGGCACUACGAGCCGGAGGACCUCCCCAAGGAGGCCCUCGUCCUGAUCGUGGCCUCCACCUGGGAGGAGGGGCGGCCGCCGGCCGACGCCCAGUUCCUCGCCCGGUGGCUCGCCGAGAGCGCCGCGGACUUCAGGGUCGGGUCGCUGCUCCUGGCCAAGUGCCGGUUCGCGGUGUUCGGCGUCGGGUCGAAGUCGUACGGCGAUAGUUUCAAUGCUGCGGCCAAGGACUUCUCGAAGUGGAUGAGGGCGCUCGGGGCCUCGGAAAUGGCGCCGGUGUGGGAAGGGGAUGUGGAUUCUGGGGAUGUCGAUGAGGUGUUCGAAGUAUGGAGUCGACGGAUUGUUGCAUUACUGAAGGGAGAGGAUUUGAAAAAAGAGUCGGGACAUUCCGGUUCUAUGGUGGAGAGCGUUGGUUUUGAUGAAUCUGACGAAGAGGUAGAGGAGGAAGUCCUGGAACCGGUUGUCGUGGAUAUGGAGGACAUUGCUGGAAAAGCUCCUUCGAGGAGACCAUCUGUUGCUUUAACGAACGGUUGGGAGAAUGGUGUGAAAGAUAUGGUUACACCAGUUAUUAGGGUAAACUUGGAGAAGCAGGGAUAUAAAAUUAUUGGUUCACACAGUGGAGUAAAACUAUGUAGGUGGACAAAGUCACAGCUCCGAGGUCGUGGGGGUUGUUACAAGCACUCAUUUUAUGGCAUAGAGAGUCACAGGUGUAUGGAAGCAACACCUAGUUUGGCUUGUGCAAAUAAAUGUGUUUUCUGUUGGAGGCAUCACACAAACCCUGUUGGGAAGAGCUGGCGGUGGAAGAUGGACAAUCCUCUAGAAAUUGUAGAUGUUGCCAUCGAUGAGCACACUAAAAUGAUUAAGCAAAUGAAAGGUGUUCCAGGAGUAAAGCCAGAACGCUUGUCAGAAGGUCUCUCUCCUAGACAUUGUGCCUUGUCUCUUGUUGGUGAACCAAUAAUGUAUCCGGAGAUUAAUACACUUGUUGAUGAGUUACAUAGGAGACAUAUAUCUACUUUCCUUGUUACAAAUGCUCAAUUUCCUGACAGGAUAAAAAUGUUGAAACCCAUAACACAGCUAUAUGUCAGUGUAGAUGCAGCUACAAAAGACAGUCUAAAGGCAAUUGAUAGACCACUCUUUGGUGAUUUCUGGGAGCGCUUUCUGGAUUCACUAAAAGCUCUGCAAGACAAGGAACAACGAACAGUUUACCGAUUAACUUUGGUUAAAGGGUGGAAUGCAGAAGAUGUAGAGGCAUAUGCAAACUUGCUUGGUAUUGGAAAGCCUGAUCUAGUUGAAAUCAAAGGCGUGACGUAUUGUGGCACUUCUGCCACAUCAAAGCUGACAAUGGACAAUGUUCCUUGGCAUUCUGAUGUUAAAGCCUUUUCAGAGGCUUUGGCAAUGAAAAGCAGUGGUGAAUAUGAGGUCGCCUGUGAGCAUGCUCAUUCUUGCUGCGUCCUCCUAGCAAAGGUGGAUAAGUUCAAGAUAAAGGGUGAAUGGUACACAUGGAUAGAUUAUGAACGAUUUCAUGAGCUGGUGGCUUCAGGAAAGUCAUUCAAGACAGAAGACUACAUGGCUCGUACGCCUUCCUGGGCUGUAUAUGGUGCAGAGGAAGGUGGAUUUGAUCCAGAUCAAUCUCGAUACAGGAAAGAGAGGCGUCAUGGAGCUGCAAGCGUGCAGACCUAGCUGGUCACUGUUCAAGUGGCGCUAUGUAUUUUUCGCCAACCAGCAGGUGCUGAGCCAGAUCAGUUUCUUGCGGUAAAGUUUUACUCUUGUUGUUGGGUAUGUGUACUGUAAAUUGCUUGCAGAAUACUUAGGUAGACGAUCAGGAAGUUAUGAUUAGCUACCUGGUCAGAUAAAUUUUUGCAUGUUUUGCCCUCCAAAGAGGAACUUUUUGCAGACACAUCUAUAUGGGGGAUCAAGUAGCAGGUGAAAGCAUAGUUGUUUUGCCAAACAUCUAUUUUGAUCAAUGAGAAGAUCAAAAUUAUAACUAA
Molecule: messenger RNA, 2361 nt
Organism: Musa acuminata subsp. malaccensis (wild Malaysian banana)
Lineage: Eukaryota; Viridiplantae; Streptophyta; Magnoliopsida; Zingiberales; Musaceae
Product: S-adenosyl-L-methionine-dependent tRNA 4-demethylwyosine synthase
Biological process (GO): wybutosine biosynthetic process
Molecular function (GO): 4 iron, 4 sulfur cluster binding; FMN binding; catalytic activity
Source: RefSeq, a predicted model, not a curated record